Batrachochytrium dendrobatidis JAM81 is the source of this 2294-nucleotide messenger RNA. RefSeq lists its product as uncharacterized. Bases 94 to 2160 code for a protein of 688 amino acids. Lineage: Eukaryota; Fungi; Chytridiomycota; Chytridiomycetes; Rhizophydiales. The record is from RefSeq and is a predicted model, not a curated record. The transcript has 2 exons.
AGGCGCUGUAUACUAUCCCUAAAUACCUGCUCUUUACUGUAACCUAUUUCCCCACUAGCCGAUCCCUCUUCAAGACUUUCAGAUAUUUUUGUCAUGUCCAAGUCGCAUACAGACGUGCUGGUUGCUCUCGAGGCGCUUAAGCGCCAUAGUUUUCGUGCAUUUGCUGUACUUGUUGCACGCAUUGUGGAUGAUGGUGCCAAACCACAGCCCCAAGUCUCGCAUAUUGCGUUGGAUAAUGAUCUAGAUGCGCUAUCCAAUUGCAUCGGUUUGCAGCAACCACUUUUAGAGCCAUUCCAAGUGCGCUCACAAACCCCUGAGCAACAAUCAUCACUUCCACUACUGAAAUUUCAGGAUUAUAGUCCGGUAGUAGAAUCUGCCCAUACAUCUCAAACUCCAGUUCAAGAUGCCAGUUCUUUUGAUACAGAAUCUCCCAUUUUAACCCCGCAAGCAUUUCCAAGUCCAUUACCUUUGGCUGCUUCAGGACGGCGUCGUGGUUCUAUUACAGAAGCGGCUUCCAAUAUUGUUCAACGAGUACGUCGACUCUCUGUUGUUGCUGCAAGUAUUGGAAAAACAGUAUCCAGUGAUCAACGAUCUCCUGACCCCAAAAGGCAGUCAGUCGCGACGAAGAGUAUGAAUUUUAUGUCACCUGGAACAGCAACUCCACCUCGAUAUAGUAUACAGGAAAAAGCCAGCAAGAUCUUUACAUCGUAUAGUCAACACGAGUCCGCUCCUAUUUCUCCUCCUGAAGAACAUAUACAUGACAAGAAUCUUGAGGAGCUGCUGAGUGAUCACAAUGUGGCUCUUUUGCUCGGUGCUUUAUGCAAGGCCAUUUUUCAAUUCUUGGAGGAAGAACCCGCAGUUGCUUUAGCUACUCCUAGUCCUUUGCCGUUGAUGGCAAAUAGCUCUUCCAACGAGUUUUCUAAAGCAACUAGCGAAGGUACUUCGUGCAUUCAGCCAGUAACUACUACUAAAUCUCCAUUGAUUGAGGAUGCCGUGUCUGCGGAACGUCAGUCUAAAACUUCCGAGUCCACAAUUCCACCUUCAGCUCAACAAAGCCAUAAUCAGCUUGCUAUACCAUCUACAAAACCUUAUGCUGAAAGUUCUGUUUCGUCUACUUGCAACGAAAAUGAGGAAGCCAGAUUUCAGCGGAUUGUUUCAUGCGUUGAAACCAUUCAAAUCGCUUUUGAAACCAAUGAUCUUUCUGAAUUAUCAGAUGUAAAAAAGGCUCUAUGGACAGAAAUUAUGUCGCUUCUUCCAGCCGUGCAGCAAAUCAGCAAGCUAUACGGAGAAAAGCUUCAAAAGCAAGCACAAAACACGUCUACUAGCUUACCCAAAAUUGAUCACAAUCGAUCUUUGGAUGCAUCUGAUACCCCAUCCUGCAAAUUCUUUGACUUUUCUGAAAUGCUUGAUAUGAAUCCCGAUGGUACUCGAUCGUAUCCAGGAUCCAAUGAGUUAUCCAAAGUGGUUCUAGCUAUCGAUCAUAUUCUUCAAAUUGCUCCACGUAUGGACAAUCAAACCGUGAGUUUGUCUGAUUCCAAACUGCGCGAUAUCUCUGCAGCUCAACUGAUUGGUCUUAUCGAGCGUCUCAACCGUGGAGCAACAUAUUACUCUGGCCAAAGAGCCUAUCCAGAAACCAAAUAUACAACCUUAAAUUUCCUUACAGAGAAAAUUGCCCAAAGUGCCAAGCUUCGUCUUAACAAUCAAUGCUUCAUCAUGACAGCAGAUCAAUCACGACAAAUGGAUUUAACCAAGCUUGGAGGAAUGAUGGAAAAUGGACAACGACUACGGCUAGCUAACCAAGACUGGAUGUCAAAAGAGCAACGCAUGUAUGAGGACUUGUCGGCACUGCAGCAAAAACUAAGUGCUAUAGGAGAAUCUCGUAUGCAUAACCAGCGAUUUGAGCUUACACCAGAUAAACAAAGAAACAUGUUUAUAUACAAGAUUUCUGGACAGAUUGAAAAGGGGCAACAACGAAGAAUGUCGAACCAGGAUGCUGUAUAUGAAAGAUGUUCUUUGGGAAAAAGCAAAAAAGAGGAUCUUUUCGAGUUUGAAAAAACACUUGAUCGAGCAAAAGCCUUGCAUCAAACGACAAACCAAAAAACUGAUAGUAAUAGUUUAAAAUCACGCAAAGUUUGCGCUGCUACAUCUGAGUUAGUGUAGCUUAUUGAAUUGCAUUUUCAAUUUUUUUAAAGUCAGUCGCAUUCACGUAAAAUGGAUCAUUUUAUGUAUUUAUCUUGAAUUGACUAUUUUGCUCUGCAAUAAACACUCGUCAAAUAUUUGUUUGCUUUUCUACU